UAUACUUUUACGGUAACUGUUUCGUAGAAAGUAAAAUAGUAACUUGGUGGCCGUGCGAUGUCUUGAUUUACCUUCAGUUUGACAGCCAUUGUUCAUGAGGCAUUGAAGCUAUUUGUAUGUAUACAUUAACCCACUCUGAUUAAUUAAAAAGCAAAUAAGGAAUGUUUGCACAUUUGUGUAUUUAUCGUUUCUCUCUCAGUUUGAUAUUUUACGUAUCCAUGAUUCGACUUUGAAUUUUUUAAUAUUAAAAUGACUUAUUUCUGUCAAUGAUGACAUAUCGAUGUUUUAUUUCUAGUCAUACCAUUAUGGAUGGACGCUGUUUCUAUUUGUGAGCACAUACGGUAUAUCGUAGACAUUUUACCUCCAGCUUCAGCUGUGCAUUUCGUUACUGUAUAUAACAUAUUUUAACAAAAACAUUUGCUCCCUUGAGGGCACUUUCUCUAUACAAGGCAGUGUCUAGACUUGUAAUAUGUAAUUAGUUACCAAUUUGGAGAUCUAUCAUCAACAACUUUCUAAAUCCUGCACGGUUUCAAUUUUAAUGUUAUUUUGUUUUUCUUUGUUUUGGCUUGAUGAAUUCACUCCAUAUAUCUUAUGACAGUACAGAUAGUAUUGGUUCAUUUCAGCUAACUACAUAAAUAAAUCCUCCAUUAAGGACCGCGAAUUCAAUAUUUGCGCACUGAAGAGCGCCAAGGAUGCUCUUCCACAUCUCAUCAAAGUAUUUUCAGAUUUCCCUUUGGCCGAGGAAGUCUGCGUAUGUGUUUAUGCUGAUUGCGUUCAUCCUGAGCGGAUGCGCGGCUCAGUUUGUCGAAUACGACUUCGUCAUUGUGGGCGGCGGUGCGGCUGGAUCCUUGCUGGCUUCACGGCUGUCGGAGGUUUCCGAGUGGUCAGUGUUACUGAUCGAAGCUGGCGGAGAAGAGAACGUUCUGCAGGACAUUCCUCUGUUUGCAGCAUUCUCACAGUUGACGUCGAUAAACUGGGGUUAUGAGACAGAGCCGUCAUCAACAGCCUGCCUCGGCCUGGUUGGCGGCCAGUGCAAGUGGCCACGUGGCAAAGUCUUAGGUGGCAGCAGUGUUCUCAAUUACAUGGUGAGCACGAGAGGCAAUCGCAAGGAUUAUGACGGCUGGGAGGAGGAAGGAUGUGAAGGCUGGGGAUACGACGAUGUCUUACCGUAUUUCCUCCGGUUUGAGGGCAUGCUUAUUCCGCGUUUGGCUGAAGACACGGUAUACCAUAACGCGUCUGGACAGCUGGCCAUUACUUACCCUCCAUAUCGCACCGAGGCUGCGAGGAGCUUUACCGAGGCCGCCAAAGAACUAGGAUUCAAUAAAACUGACUAUAAUGCAGGAAAUCAAAUAGGAUAUUCAUUUCACCAGUGCACCAUGAAGGAUGGGUUGAGAUUCAGUGGGAAUCGUGCGUUUUUAAAGUUUGCGAGGACGAGGCCAAACUUGCACGUCCUGAAGAAAAGCCUCGUUACCAAAAUCCUUAUUGACUCAAAUAGUCGCACAGCUUCCGGCGUACAGUAUAAAUUGUUCAAUGGCCUUACACUAAAAGCUUUUGCUAGAAAGGAAGUGAUUCUUUCUGCGGGUGCCAUAAACUCUCCUCAGCUGUUAAUGUUAUCAGGAAUUGGGCCCCGCGAAGAGCUCCAGAGCUUGGGAAUCAAUGUAUUACAGGAUGCAAAAGUGGGUUUCAACCUGCAGGAUCAUAUCAGUUUUGGAACCCUUUAUUUCACUGUAAACUCGUCGAUUGGUAUUCGUUUUGACAACGUUCUUGAAAAUUUGUUUAACGCUGCAGAGUACUUACUAAGUCGCACCGGGCCCUUUGCUGUAGCAGGUGGCACCGAAGCACUUGUUUUUCAGGAACUAAAUACUAGUAGCAGUAACAGCACCGACGGUGUUCCAGAUAUAGAAAUACUCUUUGCGUCCAGCACUCUUCCGUCACUGAAACCUGUUUGGGAUGCCUGGGGUGGCAAUUCUGACAUAUAUGCUGCCUACGAGCCGUUAGCUCAUAAGGAUUCUUUCAUGAUAUUUCCCAUGAUCAUGCACCCAAGAAGUCGGGGUCGUGUUGCUCUCAGAAGUGCUGACCCUACGGACAAGCCGCUGCUGUACCACAACUAUCUGACUGAUCCAUAUGAUGCGGAUAUUAUUAUAAGUGGAAUCCAUAGUUCGCUUCAACUGGUUAACACCUCAGCCUUUCAGAAGUACGCCGCAGAACUCUACCCAGUUCCUCUUCCACCGUGCGAGGAGUAUGAAUUCGCUUCCGAUAAAUACUGGAAUUGUUCAAUUCGCUACACGACUUUUACCUUCUACCACCAAUGCGGAACCUGUAAAAUGGGCAAUGAUUCUGACCAAGAUGCUGUUGUGGAUACACAUUUAAAAGUGCGAGGUAUUAAUAAUCUCCGUGUUGUGGAUGCUUCCAUCAUUCCACUAAUUCCGUCUGGUCACUUGACUACCCCUGUCUACAUGAUUGCCGAAAAGGCAGCUGAUUUAAUAAAGAAUCGGUGGAGUUCAAGUGACAAAGUUUAAGCAUUGGUCUUACUGUUCCACUAUCCCUGAGUCACAAUUAUCUCACAGUAAAAUUUUA
Molecule: messenger RNA, 2577 nt
Organism: Zootermopsis nevadensis
Lineage: Eukaryota; Metazoa; Arthropoda; Insecta; Blattodea; Termopsidae
Source: RefSeq, a predicted model, not a curated record